CCCACCCUCGCCCCGACGAGCUGCGGCCCCCAAAGCCCCGUCCCCCUCAGCGCGCCUCCUUCCAGAAGGUUUAAUGCAACCCUGGUCGGGCCGGGGAGGCCGCGCGGGGCAAGGGUUGGGCUUCCAGCAGCCACACUGUGCUCGCCUUCCCUGCCGGCCUCCAGCCGCUCAGCGCCCUGAACACCCGCCUGAGCCCUCAGCUUCCACACAGAGCGGCUUACGGGGUCGUAAGCUGAGCUGACACGCAGAAGACGUGUUGUAAAGUGCAAGCGAUUGUCGUUGGCUCGAGCACAAUUCCUCUGGAGGCUCCCAACUCUUCUGGAGGCUUUCUGGUAACUGCAAAAAAUCAUUACCCAUUUUCAGGUGUUUGCUCUGACAGCUUUAGUGGAUCAGUAUCACGGUAGUUAGCACAGGCUCCGUACCACCGCUCUGCCUUUAUCUGCCAGCACUCGGUGCUAUAGCUCUAACGUAACGACAACAGAGAUUGUGACUGUCUCUAGGUAAAAGCCAACGAGCUCUGGACCCUGUGCGUACCCAGCAUUCCCAGAUGAACGUACAAUCUCUGACUAGAUUGUUGCACCUUUUCUUUAAAGAUGAAUUGAUCCGCGAAACUACAAUUAACUGUGCGGAGCGAGGACUGUUGCUGCUUCGAGUCAGGGAUGAAAUCCAAAUGACAAUUGCUGCUUACCAGACGUUGUACGAGAGCAGCGUUGCCUUUGGCAUGCGGAAGGCACUACAAGCUGAGCAAGGCAAAUCUGACACGGAAAAAAGAAUCGCCGAGCUAGAGGAGGAAAAGCGGGAGCUGGAAAGACAAGUGAGUGAACAGAAAGCUAAAUGUGAAGCUAUUGAAAAACGUGAGAAUGAAAGGCGGCAGACGGAAGAGAAGAAACAUGCCGAGGAGGUUCAGUUCCUGAAACGAACGAAUCAACAGCUGAAGGCCCAACUUGAAAGCAUCAUUGCACCGAAUAAGUAGAUUUUUUUGCUGUCCUCCAGGCAGUGCUCAGAAGAGCUGUCAGAGCAAGAAGUUUGCAAUUAGUGACAAAGAUUUGUCUUCAUAAAACAGUCUUGAAUUUUCACUUACUGGUAACUGAAGGCAGCAUAACUGUAUUCUUUCUUUUUCUUUUUCUCUUGAAGAGUUGAAAUUCAAGAGCUUCACUAAUUACUGCACCCUCUUUCAAUGCCGUCUCAGCAUUCAGCUCCUUGAAUAGCGACCCUGUCUGGGACCUGCCUGUUGGUAAUAUGCUGGAUGACCUUCAAAGCAAUCAACUAAUAAACGUUUCUAUGUGCAAGCAUCUCUCUAAUAUUAUUACUUUGCAAAUGUUGUAGAAGAUGCAGAAACAAUAUCCGAAGUGUCAACAAUAAAUACAAGUCACACUCACUAAGAAUCAAAUUCCAGGUAGUUCUUGGACAGGAGUUUGGAGGGCAUUGCCUUGAGCACGAGCAAGUUGGUGCUAACUGCACAUCAACCCCCCUGCCAGACCCCUCAGCAGCCACCUAGGAUGAGCAAGGCCGAAGCUCUCUGCGUGGUUAUUUCUAACGAAACAAAGGGGUGCGACACCAUUCCCAGCACUGCUUCUCGGUGGAAGCAGACAAAGUCUUUACCUGAGGCACCUGUGUAACCGGCGAUACGUAGCAAGCGGACAUGGGGCCGAUGAUUCGCUGUAGUCACGUGAAAGGCUCCAA
Messenger RNA from Egretta garzetta (little egret), 1683 nucleotides. RefSeq names its product dynein axonemal light intermediate chain 1 (gene DNALI1). The coding region runs from base 548 to 973 and encodes 141 amino acids. Gene Ontology annotation, molecular function: dynein heavy chain binding. The record is from RefSeq and is a predicted model, not a curated record. Gene Ontology annotation, cellular component: axoneme; filopodium. Lineage: Eukaryota; Metazoa; Chordata; Aves; Pelecaniformes; Ardeidae. The transcript has 4 exons.